Molecule: messenger RNA, 984 nt
Organism: Triticum turgidum subsp. durum (durum wheat)
Lineage: Eukaryota; Viridiplantae; Streptophyta; Magnoliopsida; Poales; Poaceae
Source: the annotation of a GenBank genome assembly
AUGCUGGGCGUCUCCACCGGCCAGCUUUUGGUCAUCCUCGGGGCCUGCUCCGUGAUGAUGAAGCCCAGUGACAUGAUCAAGAUGGCAAGGGUGGCAGGGAGGAUGACCGGGAGAGCGGUCGGUCGCCUCAUGCUCUAUCGCCGGCAGAUGGACGACAUCUUCGAGCAGACUGCAGCGAAGAAGAUUAAUACGGAGCUUCAAGAUGCCAUGUCAAAGUUACAAUCAAUUGGUUAUGAAGUUCAGAACUUGUCUAGAAUAACUCCUGGCCAGUUUAUCAAAAGGCAGCACAACACCGAGGGCAUGACUGAAGCAGGAACAUAUGAUGGUUCUGCAACUCAGAAACUUACGGAUCCAUGGAUUCGGCGGCGAUUUCUCUCUGGAUUGAGUGGUUGGCUCCACAAGCUGGUAAAAUCCCACCCAAUUUCCCACCCUUUUGGCAGCAGUGAAGAUCGGCAGUUCAGGUGGCAUUGUGGGAGCAGUGAUUUCAUUCGGGUACAAGGAGAAUUUCGUGAUGAUAUUCGCAGUAUAAUUCGUGAUGAAAUUGAGAGCUUUUGUAGAAAAAAUCCUGAUCAAUUUACCAGGAGGUUAAAUAAUCCUGACGGAAUUCAGAACUCUGAACAAACAGCUGAAGCUACAAAAUUCGAUGUAACUAAUAAAUAUGCAAUGACAUCUAAGGACAUGGAAUCAGCGAAUACAAGCUCUACAAAUCUGCACAGCCAAGCAAUGAUGUAUGCCAAGCUAAGUGUAUCCGAAGGAAUUAAGAUGAGUUCUUCCAUGAGUGUGAGUAAUGGAGAACAAUUCAAAGAGAGCAAUGGACUGCUAAAUGUACUCCCAAUAUCAGCUGAAACUGCUGGAUUGCUUCCAAAACACACAGGUGAGCCUAAAGGUUCAGAUAUACUCCUGGAGGCUGUGCUUGAAGCAGAGGUUGCAGAGAACGCUAAAUUUUUCGUCUCACAGCCUCAUGAUCAGUUGCCCAAGGAGUAA